CGUCGAGCGACUUUGCUUUAUUUUGAAAGUCUCUGUCGGACGUGUAUUGUUUUAUAUCUGGUCUCUUGACCGCCGGCGAGUCUUGGAAAGUCUUGAAUGUGACUUGGAGCGCAGUGAGUGGCGAUCAUGUCUGCCGUCACGCGCGGAUUGGAUUUACCUGACUGCACUGUCUUUCCCAACUCCGUCUCCAUGAAAACGCAGUAACGCGGGGCCUCGGGAAUGGCCAAUUCGGGCGCCGUUCAGGUGAAACUCGAACUCGGCCACCGCGCCCAGUUCCGAAAGAAACCCACGGUGGAAGGCUUCACGCACGACUGGAUAGUGUUCGUCCGGGGCCCGGAGCACAGCAACAUUCAGCACUUUGUGGAGAAAGUUGUCUUUCACUUGCACGAGAGUUUCCCGAAACCAAAAAGAGUUUGCAAGGAUCCACCGUACAAAGUGGAGGAGUCGGGAUACGCCGGCUUCAUCUUGCCGAUUGAAGUUUACUUCAGGAACAAGGAAGAGCCGAAGAAAGUCCGUUUCGACUACGACCUCUUCCUCCACCUGGAGGGCCACCCGCCUGUCAAUCAUCUCCGCUGCGAGAAACUCACCUUCAACAAUCCCACGGAAGAGUUUCGGCGCAAGCUCCUGCGAGCCGGCGGGCAACGGGAUCCGCACAAACGCACCUCGGAGGACUCAAAAAGAGAGCAAAUUGAAGAAACCAGGGGACGAGCUAACGGCAGUGGGCCGCUGUUCUUCCGGCAGGUGAUGGUCAUGCAGGAGGGCUCAACGUCCUUGUUUGGGCCGCACAUGAAGCUCCCGACGCUUCCCAACAGCUCCUUGGCGUCCGCCUUCUCUGAGCCAAGGAAGAGCAAAAGCUCCCAUGGGCCCAAGGACGGCUCCAAAGGAAGCGGUGUCAGCCUUCUCACCACGGCCACAACCGCCAGCACCAACAGCAACAGCAGCAGCACCACCAGCUUCUCCAAACUACACAAGCCUUCCAAGGAGCAGAAGGACAAGCCGUCAAAAGACUUGAAAGAGAGCAAAAGUGCCUUCAGAGACACGUGCUGGGUGUCCGGCAAAGCCCCGAAAGAACCUUCCAGAAAACCCAAAGAGAACCAGCCGCUUCAGAAUAGCAACCCUAAAAUGGGAUUCAAGGAACCCAAGUCUUCGUCUCAUCGGGGCGAGGUGUCGCACCACGGGGCGAGCAAGCGACUCUCCGCCCCCGACGGGGACAAUCAUGUCACCAAAAAACGCAAAAGGGGAUUUGGGGAUUUGUCCGGGAAGCAGACAUCUGGCUCCGACGCUCAACAUUCCGACAAGAAAGUUCUGAAGGACAGGCCGCUCGCGCAAAGUGCUAAAUUGCAUCCAGAAGGUGACGACGCGGCGCACCGGAAGGCCUCGGCGCUUCCGCCGUUCCCCGACGCGAUGGACCCCAACGAUUCCGACAUGGAGUCCACCAAGUCGGACUCAGAACAGCCCAGCCCGGCCAGUUCCAGCUCCAGUUCCGGCUUUGCGCCCACACACCACAAACGCCAAGUGGUGGAUUUGAUUGUCAGAAAGCGGGUGGCUAUUCCUGACGCCACCCACACAGUGCUCGGCCCGCUGCAGUCGGUGAUGCGGGAUCUGCACUCGGACGACCACGACGACAAUUCCGAGGACCAGGACGACCUCGACUUGGAUUCCGAGGCCGAGCGGCCGGCGCCCAUCCACGUCUCGCACCACCAACGCAGGGUCAGUUUGAGUGACGGCAGCGAGAGUGACGGCUCCGCCCCCUCGCCGCCUUCGCGCCACGACGCCCCGGCCUUAUUCAAGACCGCAAAUAACCAGGUGCUGGAUGUCAAGAGUCCCAGCAAGCAGGACAGAAGCAAAAAUCUCGAUUGUGACAAGGCCUACCUGGACGAGCUGGUGGAGCUGCACAAAAGGCUGAUGACCUUGAGGGAAGGUCACAUCCUGCAACAGAUUGUCAACCUCAUCGAAGAGACGGGCCACUUCCACAUCACAAACACCACUUUUGACUUUGACCUGUGCUCCUUGGACAGAAGCACAGUCAGGAAGCUCCAGAGUUACCUGGACACCUCCGGACUGUCCUGAAGUUCCGAGCGGCCGGCAGCCUCCUCUCUGGACGUGUCGGUCCAGCUCCGUGUUGUGCUUUGGGGUCGUACCGGAUGCGGUGUCCAAAGUGAAGAGAAGGGGCGGGGCUUAUCGAGCCAUCCGAUAGCCCCUGGGAGCCUCCCCGAAAUGCGGAGUUUUGCCCUGAAUGAAUGUGCGCAUGCCGAGAGUUUCCACGCACGUCCGUCUGGAAGCGCGCGGUCGACACGGCCGCGCGGCGUCUUAUUUAUUGAAGUUCAAUUUGCCCGUGCCUGCGCGUGUGUCGCAAAAGAAAGGCAAGGCCUUUGUUGGAGCACUUGGCAGCGGGCGGAAUCCGACCACAAAAUGCCGUGCCCGGCAGGUGUCGCGCGAUGCUCGAGCUUGUCUUCAAAGUCUGCGUUGACAUCAAGAAAACGCUUGCGAGGUCCGGCUUCGUUUUCCUUUUCGCAGUCGUUCCCCGUCCUGAAAUUUCACCCCAAAGCGCAAAAACCCCGACUUUGGGUGAGUCGUGUACAGGCUCGCGUUUCUUUUGGGGUGCACCAAAAUCCGGGACUGACGAGCUGCUCAGCGGCGGAAAGAAACCACGCCAGCAACUUGAAAAGCAUUCCAAGUCGAGUGCAAGCCGGGCUACUUGGGCCCAACGGCCGCUUCCCGUGCUCCUAUCUCGCUUGGCGGCAAACGCAAGCGUGUCGACUGGCUGAUCGAUGCUGUUGCGGGUGUGUAUGAUGACCGCCAUAUUUAUUUUUCUUUGACUGACAGCCGUGGCCUCCAAAGCUCAGCGUAGAAGGACAAAAUGUCUUUUGUUUUUCUUUUGUAAGUGGAUGGCGGCAGCACGUGGAGGGGC
Hippocampus comes (tiger tail seahorse) is the source of this 2911-nucleotide messenger RNA. RefSeq names its product MLLT3 super elongation complex subunit (gene mllt3). The coding region runs from base 220 to 2070 and encodes 616 amino acids. Gene Ontology annotation, biological process: positive regulation of DNA-templated transcription. Gene Ontology annotation, molecular function: chromatin binding. Gene Ontology annotation, cellular component: transcription elongation factor complex. The transcript is spliced from 14 exons. The record is from RefSeq and is a predicted model, not a curated record. NCBI's taxonomy places the organism in Eukaryota, Metazoa, Chordata, Actinopteri, Syngnathiformes, Syngnathidae.